Molecule: messenger RNA, 1409 nt
Organism: Mytilus trossulus (common blue mussel)
Lineage: Eukaryota; Metazoa; Mollusca; Bivalvia; Mytilida; Mytilidae
Exons: 4
Coding region: 84-1409 (441 amino acids)
Source: RefSeq, a predicted model, not a curated record
UACUUUCAAUACGUCUACGUUUAAACUUUAUAUUUUUUUAAAACUUCCUCCUUGGUUUGACAAUCAACAUUUAAGAAAGGAAAAUGCCUCAAUUAAAAAGAUGUGCAUUUAUUUUUAUUAGUUGUGCAUUUAUCAAUAAGUUAGUUGCCGGACAAUAUGCAAGUUCAUGCAUGGAAUUCUACCAAACAGACAGUAGUAUUUCAAGCGGAGAAUAUAUGAUUUAUCAAAACGGCAAUUCCAUCAAAGUAUAUUGCUCCUUUGAGGAAGAGUGGAUAUACACCUACAUUUCAAAAGAUUCUUACAACACGUCAGUGGAUAUUUCAAAAUUAUACUCAACCAAUGACUUUGCUAAAUUAAGAAUUCUCUUUAGCAGCGGUACCCAAAAAGAAGUUAUCGUAGAAAAUUUGUUACAGCUUCAAAACAGUUCUACCUUAUACUUCGGAUAUAACAGCAAUAUUUAUUACCAAGGUCCGACCCUUAGAAAUACCAAUAUGGCGCCAUAUUUAUUUCUUGGAUUUUUACCAAUAAGCCUGGCCAAAGAAAAAAGUGAACAAGGAUAUCGUGCUGCAAAACAAGACUUUAUUUUCACUAACUGUGACGCCAGUCCAAACAGUUAUAUAACCUUCUACUAUAAUCCAAAUAAAACAUAUCCUGGUAUAGUUGGUAGUAGUAGUAACUUUAUGAACGGUUGGAUUACUCGCUCUUCUACAUUAAACAGCAGUAAACAUAUGGGAAAUGAAUUUUAUUUUGAUUUUGAGAUGAAUAUGGGAGGUUGUGGUGGAUUUAUGACGUCAUAUUCUGUGAACAAUAUCAGCGCAGCCUUAGGAUUACCUGUCUAUAAAGACUAUACACAGACACCAACAACUGUAACUAGUACAACGACAGCGCUCAGUACGGCAUCUAUAAAAUGGAUCAUCGUAUCUAUAUUGGUUUUUAUAAUCAUGAUAAUAGUUACCGCUUUAGUGAUCAUCGUAGCUGUUUGUCACAGAAAAAAGAGAGCCAAAAAUUUAAAGCAUUGUCAGAUUCACCAAAUUACAAUUGCAACAGAGAGGAUCGAUUCAUCUGACUAUAACGUUAUAAACUACAAUGAAAUGACAAAUGAGACUCGUACAACACAACGUCAAGCGCAAAACAUUAAGACGUCGAUUGAAAAGGAAGAUAACCUUUGCAACAAGUACGAAACAUUAUCAACAAAUCGAAACACAGUUGAACACAUUUAUGAAUCAGACUCAAUCCAUACCAAUCAAUAUGAAUCAUUAACAAAACAACAGGAACUUGAUGAACAUACAUAUGAAUCUACAGAACAUGCGUUACCGUUAUCGAUGGAACAGGAGCUAUGUCAAUAUCAGUCGCUUACUUCCCCUCCAGAAUCAGAUAAACAUGUGUAUGCGUCAACAGCGUCCUCGUAA